AUGGGCGAUGAUAUGUUUGGUCCCCAGCUUCAGGGCGCAUUUGACUUCACUCUGCGAUUCGAACUCAUCUUUUUUUCUAUUGUCCCGUCAAUAAUUUGGUUUGCCGCACUUCCAUUCUACGUUUAUUCCUACUUGAAGAGCCCUCCUCUCGCCCAUGCUGGAUUACUUCUCUGGACAAAGCUGGCCUUUGCUUUGUCGCUAGUCGCUGUCCAAGCCGCGGCUCUCGCAUACUUUCACCAUCCCGCUUCAAAUUGCUACCACCGUCAUAAAGAUUUGCGGGUCUCUCUCGGCCGCGAGGCCACAGCUGGUUUUUGGAGUCGAUCGUUCUUUUUCUGGAUGAACGGAAUUCUUGUCAUAGGAUUUCAAAGAAAUCUCACAAAAGACGACAUUGGCGAUAUUGGGUUUGAAACGGAAGCGCUCUACACCGAGUUCGCUCGCUGUUGGGAAAAGGCCAACAAAGAAUCAAAGUUUGCUCUUUUGCUGUCAUGCAUCCAAGCUGUCCCGGAGUUUUUUGUUUUUGUCAUCUUGCCGCGAUUCCUGUCCAUUGGAUUCAACUUUUCCCAGCCAUUUCUACUCCAGCGAGUCGUCAGCACCGUGUCUGAAGAGCAUCCAGACCCUCGAGUUGUUGCUUCGCUUAUUGGCGCCACGGCCUUGAUCUAUACUGGUAAAUCGAUGUGCGCGGCCUGGUACAACAGCUACCGGCUCAAGAUCAGAAUCGGUGUGCGAGGAAUGCUCCUGGCAGCCCUUUACAAUAAAACCGUCAGACUCUCAACGGACGAGCUGUCAAAGGCUGCAGCGCUGACCUUGAUGAGUACGGAUGUAAACGGCACACAAGGCCUCAUAUCACUAUCGUACGAGAGCUGGGCAAAAUUGAUCGAGAUAGGCCUGGGGCUUGGCAUUCUCGCAGCAUUCGUCGGGGCAUCUUGCAUCUUCACCUUGGUGCCUGCCAUCAUCUCCUCCAUACUGUCUACAUUUGCGACCAAAAAAAUGGCAAGAACUCGCAAACGAUGGAAUGAGCGAAUCGAAGUCCGCGUCGCAGAUACUUCUUCGAUGCUAUCGCAAAUCAAAGAUCUCAAAAUGACUGGACUGGCUCCAAUCAUGGCAGACAAGCUGCAACAACAAAUGAAUAGUGAGGUAAAAAUUUCCAUGGGCGAUCGACAUGCCAGAAGUCUCAGCUGGGCAAUUUCCGCUCUGGUAGAGACGGCAGCCCCUGCUCUCGUCAUUGGAGCAACUCUGUUUUGGACCAGAGCAUCUACAGGUCUAUCAGUUGCAGACUUCUAUACAACUCUUGCGCUUACCCAGAUGGUGACGGCCCCUUUCGCUUCUGUGCUCGUAUCCCUUCCGUAUUGGGCUACCGCCUGGGCUUCUGUGCAGAGAGUUCAGGAGUAUCUCUGCAAAGAAGAGAGACAAGACUAUCGUACUUUUUAUAUGGACGAUUCUGUCUCAGAAAAGAUGCCACUUAAUCCGGAUGGCUCAGAGCUUGGUCAGUUCACAGAUGUACCAGCCAAGCCCGACUCUACCUCUGCAGUCCAACUCAACAAUGUCUCGGUCUUUUCUCUCCGAAAUGCCUGUCUCAAAGUCCCGAAAGGAAGCAAAACCAUGCUUUGUGGUCCCGUGGGAUCUGGGAAAUCUACCAUCUUGAAAGCCAUCUUAGGUGAGGUACAAUUGCAGAGCGGAGACGUCUCUUUGUCCUCCAAGUCUGUUGCAUACUGCGAACAAGAGCCCUGGGUUUUGAACGACACGAUUGAGCAAAACAUCAUAGGAAACAGUGCUCGAGACUCCGACCGCCUCUGGAAGAUUAUCAACAUCUGUGCCCUGACCUCUGAUUUGGACCGGCUUCCAGACGGCAUUAUGACACUUGCUGGGAGCGAGGGUUGCAAUCUCAGCGGCGGUCAAAAACAGCGAAUCUCUCUCGCAAGGAGUCUGUACGUCGGUGCCGACUUGGUGCUUCUCGACGAUGUCUUCAGUGCGUUGGAUAUCCCAACAGCGUCCAUCAUCAGGCAUAGGCUUUUUGGCAAAGGUGGCUACUUCCAAGAGGAGCCUACUACUCUGAUCAUGGCGACAAAUAUCGCGCAACACCUCGAAGAUGCGGACUUCGUGUUUGAAGUCAACGCCGACGGCCAAGUCCAAGCAGUCCCGCAAAAGCGCAUUCUGAGCAACACGAGCGCCAGUGAACCAAAUAGAUGCAAAGACAAUGUUUCUGAUAAUGGCACUGACAGUAAGGAGACAUCAGUGGUGCAAGUCACAUCGAGCGAUACCGAAAUAAAACACCAGCGGUACGGUGACUGGGCGCUUUAUGGAUACUUUUUCAGGGCUGCUGGCUUGCGUAAUGUCAUUCUAUGGUUGGCCGCCAUUAUGCUAGCCGCCAUAGUCGAAAGGUUUCCUCCAAUCUAUGUCCGAAUCUGGCAGGAUAACCACCCGCACAAUAACCUCUACUUUAUUGGCUACGCGAUCAUAAGUUUUGCUAAUCCAGUAUCCAACAUGGCAUGUUCACUUGCGUACUUCUACUUGGUCAAUGCCGCAGCUGCGAGAUCUUUGCACCGCACUCUAGCAAACACAACCUCUCGGGCUACCCUCGACUUCUUGACAAAAGAGGAUACUGGCGUACUCUUAAACAGGUUCAGUCAAGAUAUUUCUGCGGCUACACAGGAGUUACCUCUUUAUGUGAUGCCGACAAGCUGGCUUUUCUUCACAAUCUUCAUCGACAUUGGUGUAAUUGCAUCCGGGGCGAACUAUGCCUCGCCGAUUCUGCCAUUGUUUCUUGUUCUCGUCAAUGGCUGUCCACGUGAGCUUUUGAGCGAGUGGAUCUCCAUGUGGACGGGGACGGAAACGAGUAUGGGUGCUGUGGCCCGAACUCGCGAGUUUGCGCAAACGACCCCCCUUGAAGAGGAUCUUGCAGAUUCAGAUAGCCUCGCAGCAGCCAUUCCUGACAACUGGCCACAGUCCGGCAGUGUUGAGGUCGAGAACGUGAGCGCAAGUUACCAGGCUGACAGUGCUACGCCACGCAGCGCAUUUGAGAACGUCUCUGUUUCUAUCCCAUCGGGUAAAAAAGUCGGCAUAGUGGGAAGAACAGGCAGUGGCAAGACUUCGCUACUUCUCACGUUGCUAAACCUGUUGGAGCAUUCCGGAACCAUCAGCAUUGACGGUGUUGACAUUCGGCGGGUACCACGCAACAUGCUUCGCUCUCGAAUAACGACCAUAACCCAAUCCGGUAUCGAGCUACCUGGCUCUGUUCGCUUCAACAUCAAUCCAUAUCCCGCAUCCAUCUGCCCCGGCCAGCUCGAGGUUACUGACGACAUGAUGGUUGACGUUCUGUGCCGCAUCGGUGCUGGACUGUGGGAAAGUAUUCAGCCUCGCGGUGGCCUGGAUGCUGACAUGAGUAAGCUUCAACUCUCGCAAGGACAAAAGCAAUUGGUGCAGCUGGCGCGGGCCGUGGUGCAUAAACAGAGUGUCGGAUCAAAGCUUGUGCUGGUGGAUGAAGGAUCCGCCAGCUUGGAUCAGGAGACGGAGCGUCGUGUGCAGGCAAUCAUAGACGACGAGUUCCAGGCCUGUACUGUGAUUACUGUAUCACACCGGCCAGCUGCUCUACAGCAUGUUGACUUUUUUGUCCGCAUGACUGAUGGUAGAGCGGAAGUUGUUCCAUCCACGGGGGCCAGGACCGAGACUGACGUCGAUCGAUAG
Messenger RNA from Akanthomyces muscarius, 3681 nucleotides. RefSeq lists its product as uncharacterized. Bases 1 to 3681 code for a protein of 1226 amino acids. NCBI's taxonomy places the organism in Eukaryota, Fungi, Ascomycota, Sordariomycetes, Hypocreales, Cordycipitaceae. The record is from RefSeq and is a predicted model, not a curated record. Gene Ontology annotation, molecular function: ATP hydrolysis activity; ABC-type transporter activity; ATP binding. Gene Ontology annotation, biological process: transmembrane transport. The transcript is spliced from 9 exons. Gene Ontology annotation, cellular component: membrane.